Molecule: messenger RNA, 2362 nt
Organism: Cyanistes caeruleus (blue tit)
Lineage: Eukaryota; Metazoa; Chordata; Aves; Passeriformes; Paridae
Source: RefSeq, a predicted model, not a curated record
UGCCCCAGCACAACUGCCUCCAAGUCUCUGUGGUGUGUCAGGAAGCACAGGAAUGAACCUGCAAGGCUAGGAUACACGUUAGUGGUGUGUGUUCCCCAAAGCACAAGCAGCUCCCCAACAAGACUUCAAAACAAAGGGAAAAAACUUCCUCCUGCAUCUCUCCACAGGAGAUCUAGGCGGUGUCUCUCCAUUGCAAGAUCUCCUUUGGCAGUCUACAUUGACAAGAGUUGGCUGCAGGAGGCAUUUGGAUUUGAACUCUCCUAAGAUCAGAGGAAAGAAGAGGUAAUUCCUGAGGAAAGAACAUGCAACCCUAAUUUGUGAAAACACCAGCGUGAGAUUGCAACAACUGCACGCCACGAAUCCCUUGCAUAAAGCAACACCCAUCCAGGGUGCAGCACUUUAGCUUUGAUGUCAAUGCUGACAGAAUUGCUGCCCCUUCCUGCUGCUGCUGACUCCAAAUAACUAGAAAUGUGCUGCUUCUGCCAAAGACAGGCAGAGAUGGCCAGAAAAAAACCAGCCAGUCUGCUGCCAAAGAAUGUUUUCUAACAUCCCCUUUUCAUCCGUUCCUCAACGAAGACAGAAGGCAAUGAAGACAUCCUUUCCCUCUGUCACCAACAGUGACGCAGGCACGCGAUACAUUGUGGGGCUAGAGCUUGCCAGUGCUCCCAGAGCCCUCUCCAGGGCCUUCCCCUGCCGGGCCGUGUCCGGCCAGCCCCCGGAGCCGCCGCGCUGUGCCCGCAGCCCCGGCUCUGCCGCGCUCGUCCCCGCCGAGUCCGGCCCGUGCCGGGGCCGGGCCUGGCACGCGCGGGGCCGAGCGCAGCGCUCCCCUUCAGGCCGCGCGCUGCCAGUGCGGCUGAGGCCGUUGCGCCGCGGCCGUUGUGGCAAACAGUCGUCGAUCGGCGCCAUGGCGGAGCUGCCGCUCCCCGCCGGCCUCAAUGCCAGAACCUUCCCCGCCAAGCUGUGGCGCCUGGUGAACAGCCCCCGCGUCCUCUCCGUGCGCUGGGACAGCCAGGCCCAGGGGCUGCUCAUUGACCGCUCCCUCUUCGAGCGGGAGCUUCUCAGCCCGGGCGGCGACCAGGGGCCAGCCCCGCACACCUUCAGAGCCACGCGGUUCCUCAGCUUCGUGCGCCAGCUCUACCGCUACGGCUUCCGCAAGGUGCCGGGCCGGGCCGGCGCGGCUGCGCCGGGUGAUGCCGGGGCGUGGCUCCACUACACAAACCCCUGGUUUCGCCGCGACCGCCCCGAGCUCCUGCUCCGCAUCGAGCGCCGGAGCGCGGCCAGCAGGCAGCGGCCGGCGGCGGGCGGGGACAGGAGCAGGUGCUCCCGGCAGCUGCCGAGGGCGCGGCCGCUGCCGGACGGGCGGGAGAGACGCAGCCGCUUCAAGGCGCUCCCCAAGGAGCGGCCGCCGCUGCCGCCCAGGCCCCUGCCCAGUGGCUUCCUCCUGCUGCACAGGGAGCGGACGCUGCCGGACUGGCGGGAGCUGCGCAGGCCCCGGCCCGGCCGCUUCCAGCAGCCCCCCAAGGAGCGGCCGCUGCUCACCCGGCGCCCGCCCUGCGGCUUCCACCUGCUGCACAGGGACCGGCCGGGGCCGGCCCGCUGCGAGGGGCCGAGCCGUUUCCAGGAGCUCUACGGGGAGCGGCCGCUGCCCGCCGAGCGGGAGCUGCUCCGAAUCCCGCCCUGCGACUUGCUCGGGCUCCACGGGGAGCGGCCGCUGUUUCUCGGCCGGGAGGGGCCCCCCAGCCACUUCCAGGAGCUCUAUGGGGAGCAGCUGCCUCCGGCCGACCGGGAGGUGGUCAGGAUCCAGCCCUGCAGCUUCCAGCAGCUCCACAGGGAGCAGCAGCCCCCAGCCUACAACCCACCAGCCACUCCAGGCAAUUCAGCCUCCAGUGCUCCACCUGGCAGUGCCGCCUGUGCAGCAGCAUCAACGGCCUCAGCAGAGAGCGCACUUAAGGAAGAGGAAUCUCCACCGCUGGAUCUUGGCCUUGCUGUGGAGAAAAUGAUUCAGGAGAUCAGGAGAUCCCUGUCUGAGAAGUCUCCCUCUGCUCAGGGGAAUAUUCAUGUUGCCUCUGAGUCCUCAGGAAGGGAACCCAUGAACGAGGCUGCAGCAGAGGAAGAUUCAUCUGGCACCAAGAACUGCGAUGACAGUUGCCCAGAGCCUGAGGAGCCUGAUGCCAUCUGAGGGAUGUCUCCCGGAGGGCUGUCCUGCACGGCAGGAAGAGACAGAGGGAGGGCCUGUGACCAUCAGGCAGGUAGAAUCCCUCUGUUCUACAUGUAUAGAUUUCUAUAGUUCUAUUAAGUAAUUCUUAUAGUUAUGUUUAUCGAUUUUAAUUUCUGUUUCUAUAGAUUGAAUUCUUUUAUAUAU